Molecule: messenger RNA, 3971 nt
Organism: Schistocerca gregaria
Lineage: Eukaryota; Metazoa; Arthropoda; Insecta; Orthoptera; Acrididae
Product: arrestin domain-containing protein 3-like
Exons: 8
Coding region: 463-1794 (443 amino acids)
Biological process (GO): protein transport
Cellular component (GO): cytoplasm
Source: RefSeq, a predicted model, not a curated record
UUGUUAGUUUUUAUUGUUCUUGAAAUGUGAUGUGGCAUGUGGAUGCUGACUCCAGCUGCUGUCCUUUUAUUGAAAAGCAAGGUAGUCUGAGGAAUAACUAAAACUGUUGACAGCAGUGACACGCACGACUUAAAAUCAUUACGCUCAAAUAUUGCUAACAGUCAUCUCUCUAAAUCAACGCGAUGCUCACUUUAGUUAGUUACGCAAACUCUGGCAGCCACGCUACUCAAUGUUUCUGGCAGCAAUGGUUGCGAAUACUGCCGCACAGAAUUCAGUACAGACUGUUUUGACGCGUCUGUCGCGUGACGCAAUAUUGCACACACAUGAAUCGGCCUUCAGCGGCGACUCACUCACAGACAUCCAGAAAUUUGUGUGGCUGCUCUACUACGCGGCCUUUAGAGCAUCUCUUUACUCUUGUGCGAAGGCUGUCUGCGUCAGCUGUUCAUACGCGAACAACAGAAAAUGGUCCGACAAAUUCGAAUAUAUCUCGACAAUCCUGUAGCGACGUAUUACGGAGGCGAUACCGUAACGGGGAAAGUAGUUGUCAAAACAGACGAAGAGGAAAAAAUUCGCUAUAUUUCUGCAAAAUGUAGAGGUGAAGCAAAUGUAAGGUGGACCAGACGAGUGAGAAGAAGAGGCCAUACCAAGCAUAUUAGAUAUUCAGCACAUGAAAACUACUUUGAAACAAAAUAUUACUUUGUUGGAGGUCCAUCUGAGGAGCUCAUACUUCCACCAGGAGAGCAUGUGUAUAAUUUUUCUGUCAAACUCCCAGAAAAUUUACCAUCGUCAUUUGAAGGCACAUACGGCCACAUUCGUUACACAAUCAAAGCAAAAAUGAACCGUCCAUGGGCAUUUGAUGAAAAAGUCAAAGCUUUCUACACUGUGUUAUCACAUCUAGAUCUGAAUACAGAUCCUUUGGUCAAGGAACCAGUAUCACAAGUCACUGAGAAAACUCUGUGCUGCUGCUGGUGCAGAUCCGGCCCUUUAACAUUAGUUGCUAAAGUUCCAGCUACAGGAUUUGUCUCUGGACAAGAAAUACCUGUGACAGUAGAGGUUGAUAAUGCAACUGAAGAAACAAUAAGUGCUGUUACAUGUUCUCUAAAGAAGAAUGUGUGUUUCACUGCCCAUUCACCUCGUAAGGAAACAAAGAGAAUAACAGACAAAAUGGAGACUAUUGUGUAUGAACCUGUGGGGCCAAAUGCAUCUAGAACUUGGACCAGAAAGUUGAAAAUUCCUAGUUUGCCUCCAUCCAAUUUGAAUAAAUGCAGUAUCAUUGAUCUUGAUUACUUUUUGCAUGUUAAAGCUGUUAUCAAUGGGCCCCACAAAAACUUACAUGUAAACAUCCCAAUAAAAUUAGGAACAAUUCCACUCUUGAGCUACAUACCACCUGCAUUAUCCAAACAGAUAUUGAACUCCUCCAUGCAGACUCCUCAACUCCCCUCCUUGCAAGAUGCCCCUGUCAAAUCUCCACAGUCAUCCGCAGCUUCGGCACCAUGUCCACCACCUCAGACACAGUACUCUACUGCACCAUGUUCCUCCAAUAUUGCAGCUGCCAUGCCACCCAGCACAAGUCAGCAGGGUACGACAGAUGGACUGUCAAAUGAGUUUAACAUAGUUCCAUCUGCGCCACCCCUGCCAUACCCAGAAGUUCCGCCUCCUUCUUAUGAAGAAUGUGUGUAUGGACCCAGUAAUAUUGAUGAUGAAGAAGAUACAGGAAAUUAUCAGGAUGAUAACAGAUUUGUUCCAAGGUAUCCCACAUACAAUCUACAUUUUGAAAAGGACUCUGGAUCAUGAGAAUUUGGUUCUGAUCAUAUUGUGCUUUUGAUGCAAGGCUUCUGGGCUAAUGCUCUAGAGGAAAGCAAUGCUGAAUGUCUGCAUUUCCCUAUAAACUACAAUUUAUGAUCACAAUAGAGGUGCAGCCAUCCUACAGGGCCAUGAAAUAUCAUUCCUUGUUUGGCUAAAGCAUGUAUCUGCUUGUCUGUUAUGCAAAUAUUGUAUUUUUACAAGGGUAAGGCAAUGGUUGCUCUUGUUCUUUCAUGUAAUUAUACUCAUUUAAUUUACAGUCUAAUAUUGGAAGUUCAGUAUUAUAUUGAAUUAUACAGAAGUUGUUAACAUUUAUUAUAAUUGUAAAUGACUGUAGUUACACAUUUUCAUUGUUGUGGUGUGACUGUUGAAAUCAGCCCAAUAGUAUUUUGUCUGUAUAUUUUUUCUUGAAAAAUUUAUGGGCAUGAAUGGAACAAAGACAUUUCCAGUUAUGUGACUGAAAAUUUAGUUGACAGACUUCACACAGAGAAGGGCACCAUUGUUGAAUUUUGUGAGCUCUAACUUUACAACUGUGAACAGUUUUCAGGCUUUUUUUAAUUUUCUUUCCAUUUGACGAGUUAGCUCUUUGCCUGUAGCUGAUUACUUUGCACACUCUCUUUCUGUGCAUUAUUAAAUGACAUCAUGAAUAAUUGUGUAAUUUAAGUGGUUCAUGUUUGCCACUGUUUUCUGUAUGCAACCCUUAACUGAAUUAGAUCCAUGCAAUAACAUGAGUUUAGUGUGUUGCUAAACUGUUACUAUAGAGUGUUUUUAUGCUGAUGCAUUCCUAACAACUAUAAUAAAACAAAAGAUUGGCUACUUUAGUACUUAAUAAAGCAAAUUUUACAACAGGGACAUUCUUUGGUAUCUGGUUAUAGAGGACACAUUUUCAUUACAGUUCAUUAAACAUUGUAAUUUCAGAUUUCCAUGUAACAAAAUACUUCUCAAAUAUCAUAUACAGUUUAUAUUUUAGGACUAUACUGGUCAUUAAGUUUUAUAAUGCUAUCAAAAGAAAUGUCCCCACACAUGAUCUUGUUCUGUUUAUUCCCUCAAGAUAAAUGAAUAAGAAAUGGGACAAGAAUAAUUACAAAAAAAUUGAAGUCAAUUUUAAGUAAUAAAAAAUGCAUUUUUGUAAAUGUCUUUAACCUUUUUUCCCACAAAAAGUCAUUGGUACUGGGAUAUUGUUGAAAACUUUUGUCUAGAGUCAUGGUUUCAUACAAUAUCAUUCAGUGUAAAGAUAGAUAUUGUCAUAUUUCAUACGUUUUAUGUCUCACUGUGACUCAGAUUUUCUACUGCCUUAAUUUAGCACCUUCUAAAGGUUAAAUUGGGUUGCUUUUCUCAGAUUUCCCCACUUUUGAUUGAGAAAGUGCCAUUGCUGGAAUAGUUUUGUUUCACUUACCUCAUCUUAUUCAGUAACAUUUUAUAGUGAGACUAGUCAUUCUUGGACCACCGGGCUACAUAUUUCAUUAAUUCAUUUCUACUGCCUUAAUUUAGCACCCUCUAAAGGUUAAAUUGGGUUGCUUUUCUCAGAUUUCCCCAUUUCUCAUUGAGAAAGUGCCAUUCCUGGAAUAGUUUUGUUUCACUUAUCUCAUCUUAUUUCGUUAAGAGUGCUUUUUCACAUGAGUUACAUAUUAUUAAUGAUAGAUAUUCUUUGUAGCAAAUCAUGUUUCUAAACACCAGAUACAUACAUCACAGAAAUUUAGCUCUACUGAAUUUGUUCACACUUGGAAGUAACACAUGUGAAACAUAUUUAACAACCACAGAUAUACAUAUGAUACAGUACAAAAUACCCUCCUUUAGCAAGGUGAAGCCCAUGAAGAGCAUAAUAUAGAAUUGUUAUUCUUUCAAUUACUUAUUAUGUUACUGUUCCUAACCUCAUCAUAAUAUGUUGCAUUGUAUGUAGCAUUUGCAUUGUGUGAAAAAAAAUUUAAGAAUAUCUGUUUUUUCAUAUGUAUUAUGCAUGUAAUAAAUUUUAUGAAAUCUACACUCAGUAUCAGUACUAAACAAGUUCGUCACUGUGACAAUAUACCGUUUUUUUUGUGUAUGAAUUUAUAUUUUUGAUAGUGUAUAUUGUUAUACUAUGGAUAUUUUAUAUGGAGUAAAAGUUUCCUGUGAAUUUUUUAUACUGAUUAUGUACUUCAUAUAAAUAAAGAAGGAAGUAAUUUUCUGGA